UCGUGUCUGGGGCUGAUGUCCAUUUCAGACUGCUCAUUUGCACUAUUGUACUUGCUGUACACCUCUCUGCAUCCUUCGCCUAACUCAAUCAUUGAACUUUGAUCAGUUUUUGCCAAAAGGGAAAAGCUCUUUCUGUGUAUCCUGUGACGUCACUGCGAUGGACUAUGACCCAGUUUUGACAAAUUACCAUGCUUGGCUUGCACGUUGUUACGAUAUGUAAUAUUCAUCGUGUGCAUCACGUCCCCGAAUAUGUCAAUGGGACAUCACGUGACUUCAUGUACGGACUUCCGGAGUAAAACAAACUUCAAGCAGACUCCUCCUGUGAUCCUUAAGUUAUGCAUCAUUCUCGAAUACAACAAAACGCAUAACGAAACAUGGUGUCAGAAGUCGUGACAACUCACUCUCAUCACUAAAUGAACUUUAUUACUCCCAACUCAAGUGAGUUUCAGUGAACUAACUGUAUUUGACCGGCAAACUCAAUCGUGUCAAACCCACGUGCGUUGUUCGACUCGCUGCAUUGCACAACUCUAAAAUAACUUUCUACAAAGUGAACUGAAGCUGAAACUAAUUUUCAUUCUGAAGAUUGAUGUUUAUUAUACGCAACAACUUGAUUGUGAUAUAAUUUGCACUUGAAAUACUCUCUCUAUGAACUCCAUAUGACAAAAUUAAAAAAGUAUGGAAGUCUAUGUGGUGCCAUAAUUCAAUUUCGCAAGAAAUCUACUGAAGUGCUAUGGAAGCCUAAAAGGGUCUUUAUUUGAAUUUUCAUUGUUUAUGGCAAUUUGAACUUUUAAACAGCAAACAAGUAAUUUUGAAGCAGUUUUAUGAACUUUUAGGAAGAAAAUAAUUUCUUUCUGACAACUUUUAUCAUCACUAUGGCUGAAGAGCAAGCACAACAUGUUACUCAAGCUACAUUUCAAGGCAAUAUUCCCCCACCUCCAAGACUUGAAUUAAAGGGAAAUCUUGCACAGAACUGGAAAAGAUGGAGACAAAUCUGGGACUCUUUUGAAGUUAUGGCCAGAAUUGAUGCAAAUGACCAUAAAUACAGACUUGCUUCAUUCAUAACCUACAUAGGUCCAGAAGCUCUUGAUAUCUAUAAUGGCUUACCUUAUGAGUCUGAGGAGGACAAAGAGAACAUGGAUACAGUGUUAACUCUCAUGGAAAGGCACUGUCUAGGUGAAACUAACGUCAUAUAUGAAAGAUACAUUUUCAACCAAAGAUCACAAAUGGAAGGUGAAUCUGUAGAUACCUACACAAACACUCUCAGAACAUUGGCUGCAUCUUGUGAUUUCAAAACGUUACAUGAUGAACUCAUCAGAGACCGAAUUGUGUGUGGUCUGAGAGAUAAUGCAACACGUAGAAAACUAUUGCAAGAACCUAAGCUGACUUUGAAGAGAUGUAUAGAUAUAUGCAGAGCAACUGAAUCAACCAUGGCUCAAGUAAAAGCAAUGUCAAGUGCCCAAGAGGAUAUCCAUGCUGUUCGCAAGAAAUCUAAAACUCCAUCCAGACGUCAACCCCCAGACAAAAGUAAACAUAGUAAGCCUGUAAAUGACUCACAACAGAAAACUCUCAUGUGGAACUGUAAGUAUUGUGGUAAACGUCACCCACCUCAACGAGAGCAAUGCCCAGCAUAUGGUGUCAAAUGCAGUAACUGUGGUCGAUUUUCACACUAUGCCUCCGUGUGCAAGAGUAAGAAGAAACAUUCUUCCCGAGUACACAGAGUCGAUGAUGAUUGUGAUGAAUCUGAUAUUGAUCCUACAGAGGAACUGAUGACUAUAGAUACCUGUGAAGAAUCUGUCAAUUGUAUUGUAGGACAAUACCCUACUAAAAUCUUCACAACACUUGAAGUGAACUCUCAACCAGUACGAUUUCAGGUAGAUUGCGGGGCUACUUGUAAUGUUAUCUCUAAAAAGUAUCUCCCAGAGGAUACUGACAUGCAGGAUACGUCCGUUAACCUGAAGAUGUACAAUGGGUCCAAGCUUACUACAAUGGGAACUGCUAAUCUCCAUUUACGCAAUCCCAAGAACUCUAAAAAGUAUCAUGGCAAAUUUGUUGUGAUUGCUGAGGACAGAACACCACUGAUUGGAUCCUGUUCUGCUCAACAAAUGAACUUUAACCAAGUGCUCCAUGAAAAUAUUCUUGAAGUUUCUGAAGAGAAACCUCCGUCUGAGAAAGUCACAUCCUCAACUGGUCUUACAAAAGAGGACAUACUGAAGACUUACCAAGACAUCUUUAGCGAUGAAGCUAGAAAUUGAUCCAAGUAUAACGCCUGUCAAACAGCCACUCAGGAGAAUUCCACAUGCUCUCAAGCAAGACCUCAAGACAGAACUCGAACGUCUAGAAAAACGUGGUGUAAUUACUCCAGUUGAUACACCUAACGACUGGGUCUCUAGUCUCUUGAUCGUUAAGAAGCCCUCAGGACGUCUACGCCUAUGCAUAGAUCCUAAACCUCUCAAUAAAGCUCUCAAAAGAUGUCACUAUCCAUUGCCUGUUAUGGAAGAUAUACUGCCAGAUAUUGCAGAAGCCAAGUUGUUCUCUAAAUGUGACUUGAAAGAUGGUUUCUGGCAUAUCGUACUUGAUGAGGACUCUAGUUACACUACUGCCUAGAAGUUCAUUCCCCUUACAGGCAUGGGCAACGCGUUACGCAACCAGUGUGCAUCGGGUUGGUCACGCG
Haliotis rufescens (red abalone) is the source of this 2671-nucleotide messenger RNA. RefSeq lists its product as uncharacterized. The transcript has 2 exons. The coding region runs from base 873 to 2252 and encodes 459 amino acids. NCBI's taxonomy places the organism in Eukaryota, Metazoa, Mollusca, Gastropoda, Lepetellida, Haliotidae. The record is from RefSeq and is a predicted model, not a curated record.